AUAGGUCCCACACGCGCAGUGGCUGUUGAAGAGUUGUAAUGUGGGGGAUUUCAGCCCUGCUCCUCGUCGCGUCGUGCGAAUUGCUUGACAAAUGAAGAGACGCACUUUAAAAUAAUGAAAACAAAGUUAUUAUACGGAUGCGACAGCAAAGCGGACACUUAGCUCUUUCUCAAUUAGCUUCGCCAAAAUAUUUUUGCACGUAUACGCUACUGAAGAAGCCAUGGAACCGAUAACGAAGUGGACGCCAAAGCAAGUUGUAGAAUGGAUGAAAGGUUUGGAUGAAAGCUUGCAGCAGUACGUGAGCAACUUUGAGCGGGAGAAAAUCAGUGGAGAACAGUUACUGAAGAUCACGCAUCAAGACUUGGAGGAGCUCGGUGUGGCAAGAAUUGGACACCAGGAGCUGGUGCUGGAAGCUGUUGAUCUGCUAUGCGCUCUGAACUAUGGUGUGGAGACAGACAACUUGAAGGACCUAGUGGUGAGGAUGAGAGCAGCCACCAACAGUCUCCACAUGGCCACAUCUGAUCGUAGGAAGAGCCCGGUGUAUGAUGAGAGUGCCUCACGAAAGCCACCUAAUGACUUUCUCACAUGUGUGGUGGAGCUCAUUGGUGCUGCGAAGAGCCUCCUGGCUUGGCUUGACCGGACACCUCUCACAGGGAUCAGUGACUUCACAGCCACCAAGAACAAGAUCAUUCAUCUCUGCCUGGAGCUCACCACCACAGUUCAACAGGACUGCUGUGUUUAUGAGAUGGAAGAAAAAAUCCUAGAAGUAUCCAAGAUUUUGAACAACAUCUGUGAUCAGACUGUGAGAACCACCUCUGACCCUCUGAUGAGCCAGUCUGCUUGCUUGGAGGAAGUCCAGUUGACCAAUAUCAAACCGGGCGAAGGACUGGGGAUGUAUAUUAAGUCGACAUACGAUGGCUUACAUGUCAUUACUGGAACCACAGAACAUUCCCCUGCUGACCUGACCAGGAAGAUCCACGCUGGUGAUGAAGUGAUUCAGGUCAAUCAACAGACAGUGGUGGGUUGGCAGCUGAAAAACCUGGUCAUGAAACUAAGGGAGGAUCCCAAAGGUGUGUUCCUCCUCUUAAAGAAGCGACCCACAGGAACAACGGGUUUUACCCCCGCCCCUCUCAAGAAUAUGCGCUGGAAGCCUCCUGUACCUCAGAACAAUUCCUGUAUGAUCCGAGCCCAGUCCCCCUGCAGUACAGCUAACGGAUCAACCAAAAAGGAGAAACCAGCGUUCCUUGAUUUUUACAUCCCUCCUCCCCCUCAAAUGCCGUACACGCCAAGAGAGGGAAGAACAGACGCCUUCUCUAGCUUUAGUAAAAGGCCAAAAGGCUCGGAGUCGCCCAACUCCUUCCUGGACCAGGAGAGUAGGAAACGCUGCACCAUUGCAGAUUAUGACAAACUAAGUGUCGGCUAUCCAAUCGAUGCCAAUGUCAUCCAGCCCAGAAUGAGGGAGCACAAGACUUCUCGUGGUAAGCCCCGGCCACUCUCCAUGCCUGUGGAUACUUGUGUUGCAAUUGUAGAUCCCUUUGCUAAGCCAUGGGCACAGAACAGGAAAGGUGAGGACCUCAUGUUUAGAUACCUGAGCAAUGAGAGGAUCCCCACCAUCGCCGAGGAAGUGGCGUCAGCGUCUCCGUCCACCUACAUGCCGACCGGGGAGCGUCGGCUAGUCAGAUUGGACCAUAUCCGAGGCAGUCGCUACUACUCAAACUCCGACCUCCACAACAGCGCCACCAUCCCCUACCAGGAGGAUGUCAAGAAAGCGCCAGUAGCUGCGGUCUCCAAGCGCACAACGGCCGAACAUUCGCUACUGGUCAGUUGGAUCACGAGACUUAAACUGUUGACUCAAUGAUGAUCCGCUUCCUAUUUGGGCUUCCUGUUCCUGUUUCCUCACUUGGUGCCUUUGAUUUUUAAAGUCCGGCUGUUUUUUUGCCGGCAGCUUGUGGCGCUCUUGCACUCUCUUGCCAACUCUGUUUCCCUGGUUUUGACUACUAGUACCAACUACUACUCAUCCACCCACUCUGCAUUUGUCGUACCAGGGUCCGACAUAAAGCCUUUCUUCUUGGUGACCCGAUGAGCCAGUUUGUGGUGGCCCUGUCAGAAGCGGUACUGGGCCUGUAUAGUCAUGAUAUAAUACAUUAGUUUUCGUCAC
Molecule: messenger RNA, 2158 nt
Organism: Hippocampus comes (tiger tail seahorse)
Lineage: Eukaryota; Metazoa; Chordata; Actinopteri; Syngnathiformes; Syngnathidae
Gene: cnksr3
Product: cnksr family member 3
Exons: 13
Coding region: 221-1858 (545 amino acids)
Biological process (GO): regulation of signal transduction
Cellular component (GO): membrane; cytoplasm
Molecular function (GO): protein binding
Source: RefSeq, a predicted model, not a curated record